AUGUCCACCGAGGAUGUCACUAAUGCUUCUCCGGCCCCCAGUAAAGGCCGAUCGAAGCAUCCAAGCCUUCUCGCCUGCAUUCCAUGCAGGAAGAGCCAUCUCAAAUGUGAUGGCCAGAAGCCGCUAUGCAGCAGGUGCUCCGAGAAAAACGGGGACUGUAUCUGGAUUAAUUCCCGAAGAGGAUACCGAGAAUAUCGCAAAAACCAAUCAUCUCCUGACGACAAGACUGACCAGAGGCCGAAGAAUGAUACCAUCUUCCACGAAUCCAAGCCCUUUUUGUCUCAGGAGGCCUAUCAUGUCUUUAACGAGGCUGAUACUACCAAGCUGAGGGCUAUGACCUAUGCCGAACUCUUUCAGCCCACCAUGGAUCCAGCCUUCCCAGCUCUCCCUCCCGAGUUGCAAACCACAGCACCCGUCAAAGAACAGCUGCCAAGUCCCAGCAACAGCGAUUCAACCAUGUCUAUCUCACGAGAGAUACUGCCCGCUCACGCCGACCGGGCCUUGAUAGAGAGCACCGACUUGAUCGACCUGUUCUACAGGCAUUUCUAUCCGUCCCACCCCUUCAUCGUGCCACGCAAGCUCUAUUGCCAGAACCCCAACAUCCUGCCUGCACCGCUCAAGGCAUGCAUGCGAUGGCUGGCCAGCCAUUACAUCCCUCAAGCCAACCACACCGCUCUGGAGAACGCGGCAAAGGCCAUCUUCUCCUCCGACGUGCCUGACGAUGGCUUCAAGGUGCAAGGCCUCCUCAUCUAUGCCAUAACCUGCUUCGCUCGGUUCGGUCAGGGUGAAGGAUCCAUGGCCCUAGACAAAGCCAUCGAGAUCACCCUCCGGAUCGGUCUCAACCGACAGAGCUAUGCUCUACAGCAAUCACCAAACGAUUCUACAAUGCAAGAAUCAUGGCGGAGAACAUGGUGGACACUCCUGUUGAUCGAAGGCUUGGUCGUGGUUAUUGGGGGUCAAUCGUCCCCAUUCCGCUUGUACUCGACCUACACGGAUGUGGCAUUACCUGGCCACGAUGAAGACUACAAUGAACUUCGAUCGCCUCCAAUCACUCGCACAAUUGCAGACCUCCGCAACAGGACCUUUUCAGAAGACACUUUUGAAUACUCGUCCUUUGCCUACUGCAUCGAAGCAACCUAUAUCCUUGGCUCUGUGCUUGCCUUAAGCCCAGACACAUUUGCGGUGACGGAUCCUCAAGUUGAGGGCAUUGAUGCCGCCAUUUCGAACCUCCUCUUGUCGCUCCCCAUGGACAAGAGAGAAGUGGUGCGCAACGACGGUACCAUUGACGAAUGCCUUCUCAUCGCCCAUCUAGUCAUUCAUUGGGCUGCUAUUUGUCUGCAUCGUCCACGAUCGACCUUGACCUUCAUCCGUAACCACUAUCGCACGACAUGCACAAAGGCAGAGGCUGCUGGUCUUCCUGCGCUGGCGUACACCUCGCACACUGCCAAAGCAUUGCGAGCAGCGAACGCCAUCACCAACCUGGCGUCCAUCCAAACAGAUGUCAAGAUGUGCUCACCAGUGCUGAUGUGCGGCUUGACCACCGCUGCAACAGUGCACUUGCCGGCGUACGCUAUCGUGGAUACCCCGGAUCAAGCUGUGGCAAUUAAGGAACGGUUGCAGCUCAGCAUUUCGGCGCUUGGAUCAUUCGGUGAGGUCUGGCCACGAGCCACCAUUGCCAAAGGACAAGUGGCUAAGUUCGCCCGUGAGGUCUUGACAAAGCCAAACGUCUACGUCGACAGCACAGUUCCUGGGAUGAUCCCGCGCGUAUCGGAACCUGUCCCUCAGCUGGAAUACCAAAUGCCCUUCAACAACGAGUCGUGGAUGGACAAUUUGAUCCAGGCGGAACAAGACGUAGAAGCCCCGUCGUGUCCCGUCUUUGACACCUUCGCGAUGGCUCAGAGUCAGGGGCCCUGA
Molecule: messenger RNA, 1914 nt
Organism: Fonsecaea erecta
Lineage: Eukaryota; Fungi; Ascomycota; Eurotiomycetes; Chaetothyriales; Herpotrichiellaceae
Exons: 1
Coding region: 1-1914 (637 amino acids)
Biological process (GO): DNA-templated transcription; regulation of DNA-templated transcription
Molecular function (GO): DNA binding; DNA-binding transcription factor activity, RNA polymerase II-specific; zinc ion binding
Source: RefSeq, a predicted model, not a curated record